Molecule: messenger RNA, 2620 nt
Organism: Mycena citricolor
Lineage: Eukaryota; Fungi; Basidiomycota; Agaricomycetes; Agaricales; Mycenaceae
Source: the annotation of a GenBank genome assembly
GUACGUUUGGCUCGACGUAGAUCCUGGCCACGAUGAUGCCACCGCGAUCCUCCUAGCCCUCCACGCGCCCAAUAUCACGCCCUUGGGGAUCUCGACGGUAUAGCAGGAUUGCCAUCAUCAAGCCGUCGACGCGGAAGUAACCUCAGUCAGACCCAUGGAAAUGCGAGCAGCGACUGGACGAUGCUCAACGCAGCGAGAUGUCUACACGCGUUCGGUGCGGCCGCGGUGUAUCCGGAUAUGCGCGUCUACCCCGGGGCGACCAAGCCUCUCCUGCGCCCCGCGAAGCACGACCCAGAAAUCCACGGUGUCGACGGUCUCGGGGGUGUCGUGGGUCUGCCAGAUCCAGCCAGUGCUGAGGUCCAGCAGUGGAUUGCACGGGAUGCCGAGGGGGCGGUGGUGAGAGCCCUCGAGGGGAUGUCACACCAUGUGAAACGGACGUGGAAUAAUGGGAUGGGGUCCAAGGUCACUAUCAUCUCCAGCGGUCCGAUGACCAACAUCGCGUUGUUCGCGUCGGUGUAUCCAGAUCUGUUGAUCGCUGUGGAAGAGUUCGUGUUCAUGGGGGGUGGAGUUGGCUUGGGCAAUCGGUCGGCUGUUGCUGAGUACAAUAUAUUAUGCGACCCUCAUGCAGCUCAAAUCGUUCUGGAUACUCCUGUGAGGAAGGCCAUGAUUCCCAUCAACGUAACACACACCGCCAUCGUCACACAUAGCGUUCAUACGCGUCUUCUGUCGCCGUCGUCGCCGGACCCUCGUGACUUGAGUGUGCCUCUCCCCGCACCGACAACGAGCCUGCGGCACACGCUGUCAACACUGAUUGGAUUCUUCGCCGAGUCGUACAAGAGCACAUUCGGUUUUAACGACGGUCCUCCUCUGCAUGACGCACUGACAAUCGCCUAUGUCUCGCAGCCAGAACUUUUCACUGGCACGCGGUAUCGAGUCGAUGUCGAACUGGCCGCAACAUUCACAUCCGGUGAAACUGUUGUGGAUGUCUGGAAUUACCAAGGUUUUGGAGAGGACACAUGGGGAGUCGGGGGAAAGAACUGUCUUGUCACCCAGUCUCUCAAUGUCUCUGCCUUCUUUGAACUGUUCCAUCAAUGUCUGUUGACCUGUGACCAAGUUUCGCCACUCAACCAUUGAGAAUCUGUAAUCAUCAUCUCCUUCCAUUUGUCUAUGUAAAUUUCUUUGCUGUUAGACCGCCAGUGCUCAUCCCAAGAUCGCCACAGCAACAAAGAUCGAAAACACGCCGACCACUGUUGCAGUCCAUAUCAUGGUACUCGUCCUUGAUGGUGGAGGAGUCAGCUCCCCAAUGCAUAUUACGGAACACCGCACCAAAUUCACUCCCUCUCGAACCGGAUCUCUGCAUAGUCCGGAUAUAAAUUCAGCGAUCGAUCUCAGUAACCUGCUGUGCUCGUCUUGCGAUUGUGAUUUACCCAGUGUAUAUGGGUCAAUACCAGAGAGACAACUGAGGAUUAAAAGUCCAUUGAUUGCUAUUACAGGUGCUUAGUUAUACAGUCCAGACUGAAGGCAUAGCUCAUGAUUGUGCUUCCGGUGUUCGAGACUUCGAGACGACGGUUCGCUUCAAGGUAACUCAUGAUCUAAUCUGAUAGCAUCAAGAUCAUGAAUGAUGUCAUCUGGGUCUGAAGGACUCUGAGAGUUCAGGUCGUGACACCUACUUUGUGCUGGCUACCAAGUAGUACUCUGUUCAGAGCAGAAGCUCUCAAGGGUGUGAGAGACUUCAAACAAGGGCUGACAUCAUAUACGCCUAUUGAGGACAGGGAUAAUACACGUUCCGUUGUCGUGACGAAAAUAGCCUGAUCAUCUUCCUUCCUCUCCCCAUCCCUAUGCAACUCACGAUCACACCCCUCAAGUCCGCUGCUAUCCCGUCCGACGACGAAAUAAUAGCAGCAGGAGAGGCGCUUCUGGCAUCCACGACGUCGUGGAAGGAGGGAAAGACCUACCACAAGCAGGUCAAGACCGUGUCGCGCGGCAAGGAGCCUGGAGAUGGGGCGCCGUGGCACUGCCGAAUCAGCGUGCACAAGCCUGAGGAGGCUACAUUCGAGCAGAUGUGGGCCAAACUCGGCGAGGACAAGGCUAUCAACGAGAAAGAGUUUAUACCUGACAUCCACAAGGUCACCCAAGUGAAGGAGAUAUCUCCCACUCAGAAGAUCUGGACUCUGUACUACACGUUCUCUCCGCCCAUCAUCUCGCCCCGUGUCUUCACCGUCCUACAAACGACGCGACUGGAAGAAAGUAAACCGCGCACUGGGAUCAUCGUGUCGAUCCCCGUUGACUUGAGCGAGGACACAGAACUAAGUAAACUGGAGGAGAAAGGUGUGAAAGGAAGGUACGUCUCGGUCGAGCGACUGCUGGAGUUGGAGGAUGGGAGUCUGGAAUGGCGAAUGGCAACCUCAAGCACACCGGGAGGCAGCAUUCCAACGUAUUUCGUCGAGAAGAGCAUGGACUCGAAGAUAGCCGAGGAUGUUCCUCAUUUCAUGAAAUGGCUGUCGAGUCUCCCUAAGAGUGAUGUUGCUUAGACCAGUUCUAUGUAUCGCUCGACUGCAGAACUGGUCACAGCCGCAUUCCACAAGUUGACUUCAUGCUCUCGGGUGCCGCCGAAGUGAUC